Molecule: messenger RNA, 1072 nt
Organism: Pyrenophora tritici-repentis Pt-1C-BFP
Lineage: Eukaryota; Fungi; Ascomycota; Dothideomycetes; Pleosporales; Pleosporaceae
Product: pre-rRNA-processing protein TSR2
Biological process (GO): maturation of SSU-rRNA from tricistronic rRNA transcript (SSU-rRNA, 5.8S rRNA, LSU-rRNA)
Cellular component (GO): nucleus
Source: RefSeq, a predicted model, not a curated record
UAUACUCUUAUUGCAACUUGUGUUGCCUUUUCUACGAGCGCCUGCUUUGGAUGAUGAAUAACAGAAUUGCCAACGAUGCUGAGCUUGCAGCGCAUGCCAAUCCCUUUACCGAACUGACCCAACCAAAACAUAUAUUAGCAUCAUCUACCACCUGCACGAAGUUCGGUGGUGGUGAAGUUAGCAGAUGCAGAGAUGGUGGGGUGCAUCCUUAUCGAUAAAGAAUAAAAAGUUGCCCUUCGUGACGCAAACCCGCGCUCAAUUUCCUAGCAGCAAAGAUUCCACCAUGUCUUCAGCAUUCGGCCCAAUAGCAGAACAACAUCAACCCAAGUUCGACCUGGGAAUCUGGCACUCGCUUUUCAACUGGGCCAAUCUCACCGUCGCCGUGCAAAAUCAAUGGGGCGGCCCCGACUCCUCAGACAAACGCGACUGGCUCGCAGGCCAAAUCUCCGAACUCUUCGCCGCUGAACCCUUGACCGACGCCGAGGAUGUGGAAGUCGUGCUCCUGCAAGUCCUCGAGGACGAAUUCGGUGUACGGGUAGAAGACGAGACUGAAGUCGCUGUCGCGCGUGAAAUUAUGAAAAUACGCAAGGAAAUUGGCGAGGGCAACACUGCGACAGUCGAUGCGCUACAGAAGAAAUGGGAAGAGAGGAAGGGCAAGGAAGUUGCUACAGGAAGUGUCGACGUAAAAGAGACCAACCAGGAGGGCGAAUGGGAUAGUGUGGACGAGGAGAGUGAUGAGGACGAAGACACGGAAAUGGGCGAUGCGCCUGCGCUUGUACCUGCAAAGCCCAAGCCAGAGCCAGAGGUCGACGACGACGGCUUUACCAAAGUAGUCGGCAAGAAGAAGAGGUGAAGGGAGUCAGAAGUAAUGCAUUACCUCGGAACUUACGAGAUAUAAUGAGACCUACUGACUACGAUCUGGGUCAUGGCCAAUCGAGGAAGGAUAAGCAACAUGUUAAGCACCAUGCGACGAGUACAUGUUAACCACAACAAGCCACUCAGAAUUAAUAUGAGUACUAUACGAUACCUGAAGUAACAAGUAGCCAGGUAUCGCCUACUCAAACUACCACUA